CAGAUCAGUUGAUAACGUAAUCUUAAAGAGACGAUUUGUUUACAUCAUGGCGUCGGUGGAUUUCAGAGACAACCUUCUUGGGAUUUCCUGGGUGGACAGCGGCUGGGUGCCUAUUCUUAACCCUGGAAAUGUGCUGGACUAUUUCUCUGAGAGGAGCAACCCCUUUUAUGAUCGAACCUGUAAUAAUGAGGUAGUGAAGAUGCAGCGGCUUACUCUGGAGCAUCUGAAUCAGAUGGUGGGAGUGGAGUACAUUCUUCUUCAUGCUCAGGAGCCAAUUCUUUAUAUAAUCCGUAAACAACAGAGGCAGUCACCGACACAAUUGAUUCCCUUGGCUGACUACUACAUCAUAGCUGGAGUUGUGUAUCAAGCCCCAGAUCUGGGAACAGUAAUCAGCUCCAGAGUGCUUUCUGCUGUCCAUGGAAUCCAAUCUGCGUUUGACGAGGCCAUGUCAUAUUGUCGCUAUCACCCAUCCAAAGGAUACUGGUGGCAUUUCAAGGACCAGGAAGAGAGAGAAAAAGCCAAGCCUAAGACUAAGAAGAAAGAGGAGCCUAGUUCACUGUUUCAGAGGCACCGCGUAGACACUCUCCUUAUGGACCUCAGGUCAAAAUUUCCGCCAACUUUCUACCAGCCUAAGCCUGGCGAGAAGCCUAUUCCAGUUGAGGUGAAGAAGGAGCCUGAACCUCCCACAGAAGCUGUCAAACAAGAGGAGAGGGAGCCAGCCACAAAGUCCUCCGCUCCAGCUCCACCAAGCAAGCCGCCUCCUGAGAAGCGAGCAAGGCUACAGUGACAGCCGUUCCUCUCACACUCUGGAGAAAGACAGUGAACAGUCCUACAGCACUAACCAGAAGAACAGUUGAAGAUUUUCAGAAUUUCUCUUCAAGUUUCUAAAAUUGCAAGAUCAUCCACCACUCUGCUCAUUCGAUCAGUCGACAGGAUGCUGUGAACGACCGUGGCAGUUGUCUGUCUCAGUGCCAGGACUACUUUUAUACUGUAACCUUAGUCUUGUGCGCUUAAUAGGUUUGGCAUCAUGAACAUUUCAGGCAGCUGUACUACAAACAGGGGUUAACUGCAUGAUGUCAGCAGGCAUCUCGCAGCGUACGCUAAGGAUGUGGCUUUUUUUGAUGAUAAGCUGACAUCAGCAUCAGUGUCGGUUUACUGAUGACAUCAGCGUUAUGUUUGUGUUGUGGCGACUUCAGAGGACAGAUUCAUUCCCGCUCUGCUUUUACAGGAAAAUGUGUCACAAAUGUAUCAUCUUGUAUGAAAAGGCAGAGAGCUUCCUGACCGUAGCACCCUUAUUUGACUACAUACACUUUCAACUGCUUUCUGAAAGGAAUUCUCCACUUUAAUAUCUUGCUUUGUUUGUUUUUGUAUUAAAAGUAUCAGCUACUAUA
Thunnus maccoyii (southern bluefin tuna) is the source of this 1391-nucleotide messenger RNA. RefSeq names its product mediator complex subunit 6 (gene med6). The record is from RefSeq and is a predicted model, not a curated record. The transcript has 8 exons. Gene Ontology annotation, molecular function: transcription coactivator activity. Bases 47 to 787 code for a protein of 246 amino acids. Gene Ontology annotation, biological process: regulation of transcription by RNA polymerase II. Gene Ontology annotation, cellular component: mediator complex; core mediator complex. Lineage: Eukaryota; Metazoa; Chordata; Actinopteri; Scombriformes; Scombridae.